Messenger RNA from Ilex paraguariensis (yerba mate), 825 nucleotides. Lineage: Eukaryota; Viridiplantae; Streptophyta; Magnoliopsida; Aquifoliales; Aquifoliaceae. The record is from the annotation of a GenBank genome assembly.
AAGAAGAGCACAACCAACUACCCAAGAUUUAUCCCUUAAAACACUUCAAUCAUGGCAAACACGGCAAAUCUGAAUGGAGUACUUGAAGCCCUACCAGCAAUUCAAAAGCUUCAUGGCGCCAAAAAAACCCGAAAAAGAUUGGCAUUUACUAGUUUUCUGUGCAAGAAAGAGGAAUUUCAAGAACAGUCAUUACAAACUACAAGAAGGGUUGCAUUAGGCCUUUCCUCAAUAGCACUCUUUGGGAAUUCUGGUAUUGGAAACUCUCUAGCAGAGGACAAUGGUUUCUGGCUCACUAGCCCUAUACCUGAACCACUAAUAUACAACAAAAUUGCAAAUGAGGAGACCGGGACUCGCUCUUUCCUCCAGCAAGGAAUCUUUAUAGCAAAUAUUGAUACGAAAAGCAGGGCAUUUAGGAUAAAGAAAUACGCAUUUGAUCUCCUCGCAUUGGGGGAUAUGAUAGGACAAGAUGCUUGGAAUUACAUUAGGAAAUAUCUCCGGCUUAAGUCCACCUUCAUGUAUUAUGAUUUCGAUAACUUAAUCUCUGCUGCUCCGGUGAAAGAUAAGCAACCUCUCACUGAUCUUGCCAACAAAUUGUUUGACAGUGUCGAAAAGCUUGAAGAUGCUGUGAAAAAACAAAACCUUCCUCAGACACAAUCAUGUUAUCAAGACACUACUGCUAUUCUCGAAGAGGUCAUGAAUCGAAUGGCAUAAACAUUUUAAUGUUAGCUUGUAUUUCAUGGUUAGAUUUCAGGAAUCGAAAUGGCAUACAAUGAUUUGUGCAUUGUAUUUCAUGUCACUUUUACAUCCCAUUUACAAUUUUAAUGU